Messenger RNA from Symbiodinium natans, 3996 nucleotides. The record is from the annotation of a GenBank genome assembly. Lineage: Eukaryota; Dinophyceae; Suessiales; Symbiodiniaceae.
AUGCCACGCUCUGCCACUCCACCCCGUGCCGUGGGCACCCGCGGGUCCAGCCGCAGCCGAGAUUUUGUCGAGUCUGGUGCCAAUCAGAAGGAGCAGACGACCGUAGCACAGCAGUUCCUGCAGGCGGCUGUGGAUGGGAUGGCAACUGGUGCCGUCACCGUACUGCGCAAAACCUUGCCGGCUGGGCUGCGCCCAGCAGCUUCGCGCUCCCCACGGAGCAAGAGCCAACGCAAAGAAGAGACGGUCCGGCGACACUCGGCCCAUGCCCCUGCCAGCACGAAAGGAAGUGCCAGAGGCGCAUCGGCCUUCCUCUUCAACGAAGACCGGCUGCAGCGCAGGGAGUCCAGUCAUUCCCUCAGUGCAGCGACUGAAGCCGCGGUGCACGCCAUUGCCACAGAGAUCUUGGAAGCGGAGGAGAUCACAACGUCGGCGCCGAGAGAUGAAGCGGCUCAGUCCAGCCGCGACUUGUGCCAGAUGCUGGCGCCCCGGACACAACCGCCUGACCCAUGGGCUUCCAGUGAGUCAGAGGCCGAGUCUGAAGAUUCCAAGAAAGAGGAGUCAUCGGCAUCGGCCUCUGCACGUUUGUCAGCACCCGCCAUUCAGGACGAGGCCAGCGCCUCCCUUUCAACGCUCCGGAGCUCCGGAUCGGGGGCGCCCUCUGCGGAGCCCGAGGGCGAGCCCUCCGAGCCGCGCCGCAGUCGCGGGCGGGAGCGCGGAGGACCGCGCCAAAGCUCCCCGUCACCGACCGACGCCGCCCGCUUGCACCGCGCGCUGAGCCAAGUUCAGACCUGCACCUCGAAAGGCCACUUCUCCGAGGCCAUCCAGGCCUGCUUGCCGGCACUUCACGGCCCACAGGAGGUUGUGGACAUCAUUGGCAGCCUGCUUGCUGCUUGGCAGGCCAGCCUCAAGAAGCAGAAGAGAGAAUGCCAAGAUGCAAUGGAAGCCCUGGUGUCUGAGGUUACUUCUGCGAGGGAGAAGGACUCUCCAGAAGUGUGGCGCUUGUUGGAGGAGAUCGAGGAGCGUGAGUCAGAAGUAACCGAAGAGGUGCAGAAGAGAGCCGAGCUUCAACAGCACGUCCAGGCGUUGGACCAGGAGUUGCGAGCGGCCCAGAAUGACAUCAGAGCCGCGCAGGAUCGCGCUGAUCAGUGGCGCAGGCUUAAGGAUGACAAGGAAAGGGAGCUGUUCGCACAGAUCCGCAAGCGUGAGGAUGCGGAGAGGGAGGUCUCCUUCUUGCGUCAGUCAGCAUGGCUGGCAGAACGAACUGCCAGAGAGAACGCUUCCCUGAAGAAGCGUCUCCAGCUGGCUGAGGCAAAUGCUGCGAACCAGGAGCCAUCGGCCCUGGCGCGACAGAUCGCCGAGUCAGAGUGCAGUCCGUUACGGCGCUGCACCAGAGAGUCGCGAGCUGCCGUGAAGAAAAAGCUGAUGGUGAAGUGGCAUCCGGACAAGCAACCUUCCCCGGAGCAUGUGGACUUGGCCACGCAGGUCAUGCAAGCCUUGCAAAACCAGCCGGAAUGGAGUCCGGAUCUGGGCUGCAUCUGGGUGCAGAUGAGGCGAGGCAAGCUACCACAGGUCCUGGGCUUGCAGCUCAGGGCGUCCUGGGCCUCAAGCAAGGCCCUGGAGCUUCUGACAGAGGAGGAGAAUGAGUUGACCCAAAGAAGGGUCGAAUUUGAGGCGUGGUGUCAGAAGGAGGCGGCCACGCAGGAGAAGCAGAGGCAGGAGCUCCUUGAGCUGCGGGGCAGCUUCAGUGGAGAGGACUCGGACGACGAGUCGUUCGAUGUGCCCUCUCUGCUCAACACAGCAAAGCAGCUGCAACUUCUACAGUCAGAAAAGAUGGUAGAGCCUUCUGCUCGCAGCAAUCUCGACCUGGCUGUGCAGUGCCUCUCCGAGCUUGAGUCCGAGCUGGUGGCUCGAGCCUCGAGUUGGGCCUUCAGCGGGGAGAGGCAGAGCCUCGAGGCGGUAAGGAAAGUGCUCGGCGACGCGAGGGCGCAGAAGGCAAUGUCGCUGAGCCAGCAGCCGAACCUCACUGGCACACUGCCGACUGCUCAGCUGGAGAUGCUGAAGGCACGGCAGCUGCAGGCAGCAGAGGCCCAGGCUCUCCGCCGCGCCAAGAACCUCGCGGCACGCAGCGGACGGCAGGUGUUGGAUGCCGCAGUGGCGCAGACAAACGCAGCUCUCUCAGAUGCCGCCGGCAUUUGUGGCUUGGGGCGUGCUGUCCUGAACCGUACAGAGAGCAAAGCAAAGCAGUUGGUGAAGCAGGCGCUUGAGCUGAUAGGCAGAGCUGAGGGCGCCGCGGAGGCAUUGGCCAGCUCCCAGGCAAAUGCUCAGGCUCCUGCGGCGGCCACAGGCUCGAUGGAGCCUCACACGGAUGCCACGCCUACACCCGAUGUGACUCAUGCACUCUCAUCAGCACCACUCGAACACCUCUUGAGGGUCUCCCAAGAGCUGCAGCAACAGCAAAAGCAGAUGCAGCAGCAGAUGGCCGAGCUCAAGCAGCUGCAGGCUGAUGCGCAUCACGCGGCCGCAGACACACUGACUCUUCCUGUCGAACCUCAAGUAAACGCCAUCAAAACGACAUCGGAAGAGUCGGCUACCCCACUCGAUGUGCAAAGCUCAUCUCCAGCCCCACACCAUGCUAAGGCUUCCAUGUCGCUUGCAGCAGAGGUGGCGCAGGAAAGCAAGCUGGAAGCAAGCGAGUCUGAGGAGUCGGAGGAGAAAGCCCCGGAGCUUCCACGUGUGGGCAAGUCAAAGAGGCAUCACACACUGGAGCCACGUGACAGCCAUGAGGAGCAGACCAGGGCACCGAAAGCCCACAGUGAAGUUGAAGACAUUCCCAGGAUGCAAGCACCGAAGGACUUCCCUGCUGCUUUGAGGGGCGGCUGGCAAGGCCUGCUCGCCAAGAAGCGCGCGGAAACCAAGAAAAAGCCCUCGAAGCCGGACGACUCCCUCGGAAUCAUGGAGUUGAUGCAGACACCGAAGACGUACACGGCUUGGCAGCCGGAUGAGGGUGCGGCCCAAAGUACUGCCAAGGCCAAGGCAGCCAAAGAGGACUUCUUGGCAGCAGAGAAAGCGCUGGAUGAGGAGGAUGGUGAGGACGAAAAGCAGGUGAAGACUGAUGUGCGAUCCUUCUGGCCAGAACAUGCCUCGUUGGCCGAGCCUUUGGCCUUCUUCCAAUUCGCAUCAGCAAUACAGCGCCCCGCUCUGUCUGCACCACAAGUGCAGGACAACCUUGUGGCGAUGCUGAUCCGCAAGUUCGCCCUUGCCACAAACAGCACUCUGCUCAUGGAGCUUUCACAAGAGCAGCUCAACAAAGAAGUCUUGCAGUCAUUGCUGCAAAAACUGGAAACAGAGUCGCCGGACACGGGCGACGCCCAAGAUACCGAGCUCAGAAAGAUGUGUGAGGCAUAUCAGCAAGAGAGCUCGAAGAACCUUCAGGAGGAUCUCUCCAAUGAGGUUCACACCCAUUACAUGGAAUCCAAGGCGCGCGAGGAGCAGAAGGUCCUCCAGCGGGAGGUCGCGGCCCGCGAGCAUCUCCUCCAGGCCUUUGGAAGCACCUCUCAUCGGCUGAUGGCUGCAAAGCAACUGAUACAGCAUGGAGCUACUUCCGACAGGGAUAGGUUCCAGCAGCUCAGCCAGGAAGUGGAGAAACUUGGACAGAGCCAGCCGAAAACAGAGCUGCAGAUCUUGAUGAGCAGCUUUGGCAACCUCGUCCAGCAGGAGGAGCAGGUACUGGCUGAUGCCGUGGUUACAGCGGUAUCACGCCAAGAGCAAGCCGAGUCUCACGACCAGCACGAGCUGGAAGAGCUGAAAAGCCAGAUGGUGAAACUCAAUUCGUCUGCGCAACAAGCGUCAACAGCGGUGAAGACUGAGCGCGGCAAACUUGAGCGCAUCUGCACUGUGACAAUGAAGGGCAUCAACGCCCGUCACUUGCAGCAUGAGGCGCAGUGUGUAGCAAUUCGGUCUGCAAUAGCCCUGGUGAGCGAGCUCACCUUGCCAUAG